Colletotrichum gloeosporioides is the source of this 1344-nucleotide messenger RNA. RefSeq lists its product as uncharacterized. Lineage: Eukaryota; Fungi; Ascomycota; Sordariomycetes; Glomerellales; Glomerellaceae. The transcript is spliced from 3 exons. The coding region runs from base 1 to 1344 and encodes 447 amino acids. The record is from RefSeq and is a predicted model, not a curated record.
AUGCACUGGCUCACUCCGCUCAUCGCAGCGGCGGCCUUCCUCUGGGAGCCCGUCGUCAGCGACCCCAAGCCAAAGUACAAUCCUCUCCCUCCGCUCCGCGAACAAGCCCGGGUGCAAGAUGCCUGGACCGAGGAGCGUAAAGCCACGAUCCCAGCUUUGCUCAAGAAGCAUGGAGUCGAUGCAUGGCUGAUAAGCCAGCGCGAAUACGCCGAGGAGACGGUCUUCUGGUCCCUCAAACCAGCAACAACCUUUUCCGCCCGCCGCCGCACUACAUGCCUCUUCCUCGCCGAGCCCCUCGCCUCCUCCCUACCUAAACAGCCGGGCUGCAUCGUAGGCUGGACCACCGACGUCUGGGAGACCCUCAAAGAGCAGCUCGAGGCAGCCAACCCGGCGACCGUCGCCAUCAACGCGCACCCCGAGAUCGCCUUCGCGAGCGGCCUGCACGCAGGCGAGUACCAGGCCAUGGCGAACGGCCUCGGCGGGGCGUGGACGAGCAGGAUGGUGGUCAAGCCCGAGAUCGCGGUCGAGUUCAUCGCGGCACAGCCCGCGUCGAAGCUGCCGCAGUACCGCGAGAUCAUGCAGACGGCGUGGGCCAUGAUCGCGAUGGCCUUCAGCGCGGAGGUCGUCGUGCCGGGGAAGACGACGACGGGGGACGUGGAGUGGUGGUUGCGGGAGGAGAUCCUGGCGCACAACUUCUCGACAUGGUUUCAGCCGAGUGUUAGUGUUGUCGACGAGGCGCUGCCGUGGGCGAUGGAGAUAGAACGCGGCGUGGACGAGGGGGCGGGUGGGAGGAUUAUUGAGUAUGGGGAUAUGCUGCAUGUUGAUUUCGGGCUGUCUGCGAUGGGGUUGAAUACCGAUACGCAACAUCUGGGGUACGUGCUGCGGCCGGACGAGACGGAUGUCCCGGAAUCGCUCAAGGAGGGUUUGAAGAAAGGAAACAGACUUCAGGAUAUUGUGAGGGAGACCAUCACAGUCGGCCAGACGGGAAAUGAGAUGCUGAAGACGUCUCUCGAUCAAAUGCACAAGGAGGGGAUCCAGGGGCGUGUUUACACUCACCCCAUCGGAGACUGGGGACAUGCUGCCGGUCCAUUAAUCGGUAUGACGAAUAUGCAAGACUAUGUGUCGGCAUCCGGCGAGUUGGCUGCAGUCAGGAAUAUGUGGUUUAGCGUCGAGCUGCUCGUGGAGCACUACAUCCCUGAACGAAACAAGACACUCUGGUUCGCCCUGGAAGAGGACGUCUACUUCGCUGGCGAGGGGAAGGGCUGGCAAUGGGUAUAUGGGCGACAAGAGGAGUUCCACCUCGUGAGAGCAGCCAAGAAGCAGGAAUCGAUUGAAGAGUUGUAA